AAAAAGUUAGAAACUGUAUUUUGCUAUAAUAAAUUUUCACAAAAAUUGUUUUUAACAAAUUCUAGUUUGAUUAAAAGCGGGAAAAUUAAUAUUUUUUCUUUUUUUGCAAUCAAGGAAGAAAUAAGUUGAAAUAAUGAAGAAAACAUUGGAUAAAUUCAUUUUCACGAUUAUAAUUGUGAUUUUAUUAUCAAUGAAUUCGUGGGAAAUUGCUAAUGGGGAUGGAGGAAAUGCUGCAAAACAGAGUGUUCGUUGUAGUAACUUAAUUGUUGGUACAAGAUCUCCAUCUGAUAAACUUUUGUGGAGGAUAAAUGUUAAUGAACCACCACAAUCAGGGCAAUAUAUUACUAUUAAUAAACGGUUCAACGUAGACAGAAUUCUUACACAAGUCAGCGCCUAUAAUCAAUCACCAAAUAAUAUCUGUGCUUUUCCGUCUCUUAUUGGCGGUGGUCCUGGAUUUAAAUAUGUUGAAUUGAGAUUCGUUUCACAAAGAAGCCGGGGUGUCGAUUUUCUUGUUCUACUUUACGUCAAAUAAAAAUUAAUUAAAAAAAUAAUAAAUAAUGAAUUAUUUUAAUCAUUCUGAUUU
Messenger RNA from Leptopilina heterotoma, 583 nucleotides. RefSeq names its product probable salivary secreted peptide. The record is from RefSeq and is a predicted model, not a curated record. Lineage: Eukaryota; Metazoa; Arthropoda; Insecta; Hymenoptera; Figitidae. The transcript is spliced from 2 exons. Bases 134 to 532 code for a protein of 132 amino acids.